Ylistrum balloti is the source of this 3402-nucleotide messenger RNA. RefSeq names its product IQ domain-containing protein H-like. The transcript is spliced from 24 exons. The record is from RefSeq and is a predicted model, not a curated record. NCBI's taxonomy places the organism in Eukaryota, Metazoa, Mollusca, Bivalvia, Pectinida, Pectinidae. The coding region runs from base 1 to 3402 and encodes 1133 amino acids. Gene Ontology annotation, molecular function: protein binding.
AUGACAGAGGUAGAAACAAGACCAGAAGAAGUUGGACAAAUCCUUUUGAAGGUACAGGAUGAUAUCCGCCAGUUACGAGAGAAAAUUAACCAUGGGGAGGGGAGCAGUAUUAACAUCAAGGACCUGGAAAGUGCCCUGGCCAAAACUGAAGAGGGACUACAGAUGAAGACUGAACAGGUGAUAAAUCACUACAACAACAAGGUACAGACUCUACCCACAGCCCUCAGUACCAGGUUCGACCCUGGUAUGGUGGCCCUGGAACAGACGUGGGAUCUUAAAACAAAGACCAAAUCAGAAAUGAAGAAAGUACAAGACCAACAGUAUCUCGCACGAGAGAAGCUAAGACAGCCACAGCCUCCAGGGGCAUUGUUACCAAAACGACAGCAGGUCCAGGUUGCAGGGCCAUCACCAGGACAACAGACAAAACACAUGUUAACGCUGAGAGCAGUGUUGAACCCAAUGCAUGGACAGAACAGACAAUCUCUCAAUGACAAUUUUGGUAUCCAGCUUCCACUUAUACCACAGCGAACAGAAAACAAGAAUAUUCCACGACCAAUCAUAGGAACCACAGUGGAACCGCUAGCUGUCCUUCCACGGGCUAACAGAGUCGACCCUCAGAUUGCUCCUCCACCUAUAUCAGAAGAUGAUGCUAGGAAGGGGAUUCUGAGUUUACUAGAGAGGGGUUUGAUUCCACCAGCCGCCGAGCUAACCUUAGACCCUUCACCAGUCAGACACAAGACUGCACCUCUCCAUGACCCACAUGUUAAAACAAAGCCAGCACAGCCAGAGAUGUCCCAUCAUCUGGCUGGAGUCAAACUAGACAUCACAACAUCAUCAAAGAAAGCAGAAAUAGAUGAUAAUGUGACGCGGAUACCCAUAGUCCCUCCACACCCAUUGUCUGCCCAUAGUACAGAAACGAGAACCCCCUCAGCAAAGACUCGCGCUACAUCAGCAUCUAUGCCACAGAUAAAAACACCAGCCACCCUUAAAACCUUUGAUCUACCACUACAGCCAAUGCAAAUGACAUCAUCCUCACCCGACCGGUAUGGUGGCCCCAUAAGGUCACCAUCAUCAAAACAGGGCUAUAGAUUUCUGUUUAGCCCACCACCUACCACCCCCGCAAGUGGUGACAUCAAAAACCUUACCCACAGAUUUGCCAUUCAGAAUGGAAAGAUACGAGACACGUCUGCUGAGUUCUUGUCCUUCAAACAGCACUACUGUCUAACGUGGGGAAGCAUUGUAUCAAUGAUUAGACAUCUAGAAAAGAUGACACAGGAAUUCACUGUUCCAAUUGCCUUCAUCAAUGGAGACAAACUUGCUGACUUGUCCUUGGAGUUUGAGUUGGAGAGGGCUCCAAGUACGGAUGACUUACUAGCUGUCAUUGUCAACCGAGAGGAUGUAGAGGUCAUCAUGAACAGACCUGGAAGACGAUUCAAGGGUCCAAAUGGAAAAAAUGUGGCGGCAACUCGUAUCCAGUCGUCUUGGCGGAUGUUCCGGGAUCGUUCUGAAUACCUAGAAUAUCGUAAGAAGAAGUGGGCAGCAGGUGUUAUUGCCAUUUCCUGGAUCAUGAAUAUAAAGAUGUCACAAGUCAAACAAAAACUCAAACAGAGUCGAGAAGAUCAGCUGGAGGCAUUCAGACGCAGGGCAAAGAAGUUUGCAAUGUCCUGGGACAGAAUCAAACAGUCUAAGAGAGUGAUCAUCCACAUGUCCUCUCUGGGUCUAUCUCAGAAUAUAAGGGACACCAUCCAUGAGUUUGGGAUCCGACAGAACACACAGAUGGCCCGGCUCUGUGAUAUCCGGGAUCCCAAUGUGGAUGUGAUAUUUAUCUCCCCGGUUCCACUGAGUGAGGAGACGCUCCAGUACUACAGCAAGCUGCUAGGUCUCAAGGCUGCCAUUGACUCAGGCAAUGUGGAGGAUCAGUGUGUCAUGUCGGAGCGGUAUCGCAUCAUUACCCCUGAUGCUAUCAAGAGUUUCCCUACCCAUAGGAUGUGUCUGUCCACGCUUCUAAAAUACAGUCCACGCACCAUCAAACGUAUAAAACACUUAAUCAAGGGGCGGGAGGCAUAUAUUGUAUCUGGAGUCCCCCACAGUGAUGACUUGGCUGUGGCUGACGAGCUUGAUGUACCAAUCUUGUCACCGGAGCCAGAAGUAGCACACCUAUACUCCACCAAGUCUGGCUGCAAGAGGAUCUUCGCUAGUGCUAAUGUGGACCUGCCUCCUAGUGAAUAUGACGUAUACAGUCUUGGACAGCUACAUGAAUGUCUGGCACAGCUAGUUACAGAAAACCUAAUGGUGAAGCGCUGGCUGUUUAAGCUUGAUGACGAGUUUGAUGGGCGUGGCAUUGCCUAUUGUGAUGUGACAGAAUAUCUGCAGUGUUACUCAUGGGCCCUAAAGGAGUCAAGACGGUACGGCGAGAAGUGGAGCAAAAAAUGGGCACAGGAAGCUGCAUAUAUAAAAAUCCAUGCAGAAAUAGCAGAUGUAUUACAUGCUAACGCAAAACCAGUCCAUACAAGUAUUUAUACGACCUGGGAGAAAUUCCUAGAGGCUUUCCUCAGUCAAGGUGGAGUGAUUGAGGCAUGUCCACCGUCGGAAAGCAUCACGACACUCACUGUGGAUAUGAUGAUCGAACCAAACGGCAAAUACAACAUUGUGUGUUGUGGUGACCAGAUCCAUGCAGAGACACCGUUCAGUUGCUGGGGUGUGUCAGUACCCCAGUCCUCUGUUGAACCAGAUGUCCUCAGUGUCGCUUGUAAAAAAAUUGCAGAGGCCUGCAAAACCAGGGGUAUUCUGGGAUACUUCUCUGUCGACUUUGUGACGUUUAUUGACCCUAAAUCUAUGGAGCAGCGACUCUGGGCACUAGAUCUGAGUCUACAUUAUAGUGACAGUCUGGCCAUGUUCCAGCUUAUGUCUUAUGUUAGUAACGGUGCUCUCGACCCAGUCAAGCAUGUCUUCAAUGUUCCAAUGAACAAGCAAGAGAAACGUCAGAGGAGACGAAGACUUGCGGGUCAGGAAGAAGAGCAGGAGCCAAACACAGGUCGCUUUGGAGUGAUGAGUACCCGUCUCCUGCACACGAACCUGGCUGUCGUCCACUACAGCGUGUUCUUCCAGAUGUGUAGGGCCCAUGGCAUUGGUUAUGAUAUCAAGGAGAAACAAGGAACAGUAUUUACACUGAUAGACAGUUUUAACAGAGAACGGUUGGGAAUGUUGACUAUUGGAGACAAUCUACAAGGAGCCUUGGCUACCUUUGCUAGGAACAUGUCAGUCAUCCACCAGGAAAUCUCUGCACCUAACAUGCAGGGCGAGACCAACUUUAAGAGUGCAAUAGAAGAUGUAGAGGGAAUUCUGGGUACAACAAUUGAGAAUGCAGAUGAGCCAGAUGAAGAAACAAAUGACCAGUCAUGA